GAUCAGUCAGUCAAUAAAGAAGCUAACACAGAGCUAAGCUAAGCUAAGAGGAACAGGCAGUAUCCCCGCAGUGUAAAUGAUGGAUAUUAGCUAACGAUGACGGGAGAUAAGAAGAAGAAGAAGCGGCUGAACCGCAGCAUCCUGCUCGCUAAAAAGAUCAUUAUUAAAGAUGGAGGCAGUCCGCAGGGAAUGGGCGAGCCGAGCGUGUACCAUGCGGUGGUGGUCAUCUUCCUGGAGUUCUUCGCGUGGGGACUCCUCACCACGCCCAUGCUCACGGUCUUACGUCAGACGUUUCCACAGCACACGUUCCUGAUGAACGGACUCAUCCACGGAGUCAAGGGUCUCCUGUCGUUCCUCAGUGCUCCUCUGAUCGGCGCUCUCUCUGAUGUUUGGGGCCGGAAGUCGUUCCUGCUGCUCACCGUCUUCUUCACCUGCGCACCCAUCCCACUGAUGAAGAUCAGCCCCUGGUGGUACUUUGCGGUGAUCUCCAUGUCGGGCGUGUUCGCCGUGACCUUCUCGGUUAUCUUCGCGUACGUAGCCGACAUCACGCAGGAGCACGAGAGGAGCACGGCGUACGGUCUGGUAUCUGCCACGUUUGCUGCCAGCCUGGUGACGAGCCCCGCCAUCGGAGCCUACCUGUCUCAGGUGUACGGAGACACUCUGGUGGUGAUCCUGGCCACGGCCAUCGCUCUGCUGGACAUCGGCUUCAUCCUGGUGGCCGUUCCUGAGUCUCUGCCGGAGAAGAUGAGGCCGGCGUCGUGGGGGGCGCCCAUCUCCUGGGAACAGGCGGAUCCAUUCGCCUCUCUGAGGAAGGUGGGUCAGGACUCCACAGUAUUACUGAUCUGUAUCACAGUCUUUCUCUCUUACCUCCCUGAGGCGGGACAGUACUCCAGCUUCUUCCUCUACCUGAGACAGGUGAUCGGUUUUACCUCAGAAACGGUUGCAGCCUUUAUUGCAGUGGUGGGAAUCCUCUCCAUACUGGCUCAGACGGUGGUGCUGGGGGUGCUGAUGCGCUCUAUCGGUAAUAAGAACACCAUCCUGUUAGGACUGGGCUUCCAGAUUCUCCAGCUGGCGUGGUAUGGGUUCGGAUCUCAGCCCUGGAUGAUGUGGGCGGCGGGCGCCAUAGCUGCCAUGUCCAGCAUCACGUUUCCAGCCAUCAGUGCCAUCGUGUCCCGAAACGCAGACCCAGACCAGCAGGGGGUGGUGCAGGGGAUGAUCACGGGGAUCAGGGGGCUGUGUAACGGACUCGGCCCCGCCCUCUACGGCUUCGUCUUCUACCUGUUCCACGUGGAGCUGAACGACGUCGACGCUGCUGAAGGAGUCGGGAAGGGAACCAAACCCAACAUGGCUAAUCCCACUGAUGAGAGCGCUAUCAUCCCGGGUCCCCCGUUCCUGUUCGGAGCGUGCUCGGUUCUCCUCUCCCUGCUGGUGGCGCUCUUCAUCCCCGAACACAACGCCGUCCUGAUGAGACCCGGCGGCUACAAGAAACACGCCGGCUCCGCCCAGAGCCACGCCCACGCCCCUCAGGGCGGGGCCUGCGACGGCAAGGAGCCUCUACUGGAGGAUAGUAGUGUGUGACCCCGCCCGCUGCAACGUUUAUGGGUGGAGCCCGUAAGCCUUUAUGGGAUGACGGCACCCUUCGACUCCGCCCACCGCAACCUUAAAUGUACGUCAGGGCGGAGCCUACAAUGGGUGGCUCCUUUGUGAAAAAAAAAAAGGAGCCUGUUAUUGGAGGAUGGGAACGAAUAACUCCGCCCACUGUCACCUCACAUUGGAUUUCAUUCGCCACCUCAGAUGCACCUCGUAAGGCGGAGCCUAACUGCACGGCAUUGCAUGGCUCCGCCCAGAGUGAAUUUAUUUGGACGUCAGGGUGGAGCCUGGGACAGAAUGGCUCCACCCACUCUCACAUCAAACACAUAAGGGCGGAGUCUACACUCAACUUAUCUCCCCUGUCGACAGCCUCACAGGGCGGAGUCUGUAACGAGGACCCGUCGCUAUUGGACGAAAGUGUUGUCUGACUCCGCCCUCUGCCACUUCUGUCACACAAGGUGAAGCCUGUGCAAAUUCUCUAACCCCGCCCUCUUUCUAAUUAAUCAGAUAACAGGGCGGAGUCUGUCGGGGAACACGCCCCCCCCCCUUCCCCCCCCAAAUGCCAAGGGUGGAGCUCGGUGCUUGGUCUUGAUUGGAUAACAGCGGCGAGUGUCUGUUAUCCAAAGAGGGCUUCUAUUGGCCGACAGCAGUGUUUAGCUCCUCCCACUGCGGAGGGAAAAGCAGCGUACGAGAGCUCGGAGCCUACGAAGAAAAAGAACCGCGUCGGAACAAAGUUGGGCGGAGCCUGUGAGAGCGAUAAACACUCUCUAUUGGACGAAAGGGUGGAGCCUGCACUCUUCCAAUGUAUUGAUUGGGUCUGAUCUUUGUAUAGCUCCGCCCACCAACUUGAACGCAUCUUUAAAGGUGGAGCCUGUGAGGCGGAGGGCCCACAUUGGAUGAUGACAACAUGUGACUCCUCCCACUGACACCUCCCACACAUCAGGGCGGAGCCUGUGAGAUCGUUUCAUGAUUGGAUGGCGGUAGUGUUUAGCUCCACCCACCGCCACAUCGAGCACAUUCAUCAGGGCGGAGCCUUCGAGGACAGCAGCACGUGACUCCGCCCACUGCCACCACUCGACCAACCACACCUCGCUUGGCUUCAUUAUUAUAAAGUUGUAGGUUUUUUUUUUUUUUCGUAAUAACGUCGUUUCAGAAUUUCGUUAUUCUACACAGCACCCCCCCAUGCCCCCCCCCCGUGACGCUCCACAGCGCCCAUCCCCCCCCCCCAAGUCGCUCCACGCCGCCCCCCCGUGACGCCGCUGCUUCAUUACUGUUCACGAUUUUUAAUUUGUUUCCCGCUGCCGAACAUCACGUAACGAUACGGAACAGUGAACGCUGCAUUUUUAUAUCGCAGCAGCUCCAAAUAUGGUAACGGCACGUCCAGAGUGGUGCCCCGCCCUAUUUUACCUACAGAGAACCCACAGUGCAUUAUGGGUGUUGUGUACAUGUUUACAGAUAGCCUGUUGCAGUGCAUUAUGGGUAGUCCUUCCUGGCUAGUUUUGAGAUCAGAUUUCCGGAUCAGAAAUAUUCAGACGCCACCCGAUGUUUGUUUUACGUCCUUUAGCCGCUUUUAACCCCCCCAGCGAUCUUCUGGUGGCUCUUCAGUGCUGUCCACACACUUUUGAUAGGAUCAGGAUCAGGAUCAGGACUUGAUUUAAUGCUUCUGAAACCACUUCUGAUGAGUUCUGGUUCAUUUGUCUCGUAUGUACGAGUGUUAUGCUCCCACCACCACACUUUACAGCUUCUUUCCUACACUGCAGCUCACUCGGCUGUGGACGGUGACGCCCGUGUGUUCCAGCCGCUAAUUAUUCAUGACCUGCUGGGUUCCAUCUGAUGAUCCUGGGAUUUGAAGUUGACUAGGAGGCCAACUCAGACCAAUAAAUAAGGGCCUUGAUCAGGGGCCCAUCAGUGGCACCAUGGCAACCUUCUGAUUACUAGAGCAGUACAUACCACUGCUACCACUGCUCACUUAGAGAACGUCCUGCACCACCAGUUUAAUCAUCUGAGGUGGCGUCCGUAUAUUUAUGAUCCAGAGAAGUCAGUCAGAGAAGAAGCAGCACUGCAGGAAUCUUUAAAAUCCCGCCACCACGUUGCUUAGAAACCGACGUUAAAAUCUAAUAGCAUCACGUCUCGGUGGAAAUAAAAACGUAGAUGCUGCAGUGCAUCGUGGGAGUUGUGGUGAACUGUACUGGUCCAGACACCCGAACUAGGGCGUAAAAUUCAGACAUUCCGAAAAUUUUUUACCUGCUUUUGUUCAAAAUCUUGCGGUUUAAGGCGUUUUUUAUUCACGCGGAUCAACAAGUCGCCUUUUCUGUUUUUUUGUUUUUUUUUUCUCGGUUUUUUUUCUCGGUUCUUUUUCUUUUUAGUUUUAUUAUUUCUGAGCCUUUUCAGUUUUUUCUGUUUUUUUCUGGGGUUUUUCUGUUUUCUUUUUCUUUUUUCUGUUUUUUCUUUUUUUCUGUUUUUUCUUGUUUUUUUGUUAGUUUGUUUUGGGGUUUUUUCUGGUUUUUUCUGAUUUUUU
This is a messenger RNA of Trichomycterus rosablanca, 4108 nucleotides long. It is a transcript of the gene slc71a1-2, whose product is annotated as major facilitator superfamily domain containing 14A2. Gene Ontology annotation, cellular component: membrane. Gene Ontology annotation, molecular function: transmembrane transporter activity. The transcript has 12 exons. NCBI's taxonomy places the organism in Eukaryota, Metazoa, Chordata, Actinopteri, Siluriformes, Trichomycteridae. Gene Ontology annotation, biological process: transmembrane transport. The record is from RefSeq and is a predicted model, not a curated record. Bases 97 to 1578 code for a protein of 493 amino acids.